Molecule: messenger RNA, 1771 nt
Organism: Callorhinus ursinus (northern fur seal)
Lineage: Eukaryota; Metazoa; Chordata; Mammalia; Carnivora; Otariidae
Gene: SFR1
Product: SWI5 dependent homologous recombination repair protein 1
Biological process (GO): double-strand break repair via homologous recombination; positive regulation of DNA-templated transcription
Cellular component (GO): Swi5-Sfr1 complex
Source: RefSeq, a predicted model, not a curated record
GGUAGCGAGGGAAUAUCCGAGAGUUGGGCUGCUUCGGGUGUCUGUUGUGGAGUCGAGUAGAGCUCCCUUUCUGCGGUCAGGGGACCUCUCAAACCUUCCUCUGACCUGGGGUCUCUCGAGGGCUAGUGUGGGUUUUCUGCAGAGGUGGGAGGAACUCCCCCCCCAUCCCCCAUUGAAGUUGAUGCCUUUGUUUGAGGAAACAGACUUAAGCCAACUCUCCUUUCCAGGGUCUGUUCGCUACUUAAACGGCACAGAUGGGCUUGGGUUCCUCGUUCCUCAGGCCUGAGUGGGCAUUGGUUCUAGUCACACAGCUUUUUAGGGUUUAAGGUACUGUGACAGGUCUGAUUGUUUUUCGAGUCAAGAUUUCACUUGUAUUUCCUUUCAUUAUAAAGCUGGCGUAACGAAGUUAAAGAAUUCCUGGAGAAUUACAAAAUUGUUAUUUUCCCCACCCCCUAUGUGGCAGAUUUGAGGAUAUUUUGAUAGAUAAAAUGAUGAGGUGCUAAUUUGUCCUGAAAAAACUAGUAGUCACCAUGUGGACCAACACAGUCUUAUUUAGGAAGAGGUAAACCAAGAUUUUAUUUUCAAGAUGGAAAACCCAUCCGACUCAGGUGUGAUUUUACCUAGCACUCCGCGGGCUUGCGCCAAUCCACCAUCUCCCCGGACAAGUAGCACAAGAAAACAACCUAUGAGUGCAACACUUAGAGAACGAUUGAGGAAAACUAGAUCUUCAUUUAAUUCCUGUUACAGUGUGGUGAAACGUCUUAAAGUAGAGAAUGAAGAAAAUGAUCAGACUUUUCCUGAGAAACCAGCAUCUUCAAUAGAAGAAAACUGUUUGGAACUUCAAGAAAGUUUUAAACACAUAGAUGGUGAAUUCAAAGAAAGUACAUAUUUGAAAAAUACCUUCAAGAGUAUCAGUGCAUGUGAAUCUAAAUCUCUUGAUACUGAGUCUUGCAGUGAUCUCCAAAGUGACUUUGUGAAUGAGAAUCUUCCAAAACAAGGAUUAAGUGAAGAAAGAGCAAAAUUGGUGAAGCAGAUUGAGGAGAAAGAAGACUUUCUUCGGAGGCUAAAACUGGUCAAAAUGUAUAGAUCAAAGAAUGACCUGUCUCAGUUACAGAUGUUAAUACAGAAGUGGAGAAGCUGUAGCCAGCUGUUGCUUUAUGAGUUGCAGUCAGCUAUGUCUGAAGAGAACAACAAACUCAGCCUUACUCAGCUGAUAGACCACUGUGGGUUAGAUGAUAAAUUACUACACUAUAACAGAAAUGAAGAAGAGUUUAUCGGUGUUUAAUUCAUAAUUUUUUUUCCAGAAUAUUUUUGAGAAUGACAACUUAAAAGAUAAUACAUUUUAAAAGGAAGGUAGAAGCCAUUAGGGCCUAGAGAAAGGUAUCUUGAUGAAUAUCAAUUUAGGGCACUCUGGUAUAUAAAUAUAAAAUAAGUUCUAAAAUGAAAAUUUAAUAUUUUGGAUAAGUUUGCCAAAGAAAACUUGACAUUUAAAGAAAUGUGAAAAAAAAUUAAAUCAUGUUUAAAAAAUAAUUUGGUCAUUUCUGGAAGUCAAAUUUAAUACAUUGUUUUGUUUACUGUGGUAAAAAAGUUCUAUUUUUUUUUUAAGGUUUUAUUUUAAAUGUUAAAAAAUACUUCAGUCUGGUUAAUGUCUAAACCUGAAGUGGUCUAAAAAUGCCUGCCUGUCUCCUAAGUUUAUGAACCGUGUUUUUAUCCAUUUACCACAUACUUCCUUCUGCAUGGUUGUAGCAGGUAAUUAAAGUUGUUCAUAUGU